AUGUCAGAUAUUCUUUCCUUUAAGGAUAAAGUUGUUGUAAUUACUGGCUCAGGAGGUGGACUAGGUAAAGCUUACGCUUUAGAAUAUGCUAAACGUGGUGCAAAAGUUGUUAUUAAUGAUUUAGGUGGUACUUUGAAAGGUUCAGGUCAUGACGCUAAAGCAGCAGAUUUAGUCGUUAAAGAAAUUAAAGAUCUUGGUGGCAUUGCUGUUGCAAAUUAUGAUUCUGUUACAGAUAAUGCAUCAAAUAUUAUUAAGACAGCUGUAGAUAAUUUUGGUCGUAUUGAUAUCUUAAUUAAUAACGCAGGUAUAUUAAGAGAUGUCUCUAUUGCAAAAAUGACAUUACAAGAGUUUCAAUCUGUUAUUGAUGUUCAUUUAAAUGGUGCUUAUAAAAUCACUAAAGCAGCAUGGCCUUAUAUGCGUGAACAAAAAUUUGGUAGGAUUAUUAAUACUUGUUCACCUGCUGGUUUAUUUGGAAAUUUCGGUCAAGCUAAUUAUUCUGCUGCAAAAUUAGGUUUGGUUGGGUUUGCUGAAACUUUAGCUAAAGAGGGUUAUAAAUAUAAUAUUUUCGUUAAUUCAAUUGCUCCUUUAGCAAGAUCAAGAAUGACAGAAAACGUUUUACCAGCUCAUAUUUUAAAACAAUUAGGUCCAGAAAAAAUUGUUCCUUUAGUAUUAUAUUUAACUCAUCAAGAUACUAAAGUGACUCAUUCAAUCUUUGAAUUAGCAGCUGGAUUUUAUGGACAAAUUAGAUGGGAAAGAUCUUCGGGACAAAUUUUUAAUCCAGAAGAUUCAAAAUUUUUCACACCUGAAGCUAUAUUAAAUAAAUGGUCAGAUAUUAUUGAUUAUAAAGAUAAAUCAUUUAAUAAGACUCAACAUCCUUUGCAAUUAUCUGAUUAUAAUGAUUUGAUUGGUAAAGCAAAAAUUUUACCAAAGGAAAAUGAUCAAGGUUCAAUUAAAAUUAAUUCUUUAAAGGGAAAAGUUGUCAUUAUUACAGGGGCAGGUGGUGGACUUGGUAAAUCACAUGCUACAUGGUUUGCUCAAUAUGGUGCUAAAAUUGUUAUUAAUGAUAUUAAGGAUCCACAGGUUAUAGUCAACGAAAUUAAUUCCAAAUUUGGUAAUCAUACUGCAAUUAGUGAUACUCAUAAUAUUAUAACUGAAUCACAACAAAUUAUUGAAAAUGCAAUGAAAAAUUUCGGUCGUAUUGAUAUAUUAAUUAAUAAUGCAGGUAUCUUAAGAGAUAGAUCAUUUGUCAAGAUGACAGAUUCUGAAUGGGAAUCUGUCCUACAAGUUCAUUUAUUAGCAACUUUUACAAUGACAAAGGCUGUUUGGCCAAUUUUCACUCAACAAAAGAAUGGGUUUAUUAUUAAUACUACUUCGACAUCUGGUAUUUAUGGUAAUUUUGGUCAAGCUAAUUAUGCUGCGGCUAAAGCUGCAAUCUUAGGUUUCUCUAAAACAUUAGCAGUCGAAGGUUUUAAAAGAGGUAUUAAAGUCAAUAUUAUUGCACCUCAUGCAGAAACAGCAAUGACAAAGACAAUCUUUGGUGAAAAGGAAUUAAAGAAUCAUUUCGAACCAUCACAAGUGUCUCCUCUUGUAGUAUUAUUAGCUUCUGAUGAAUUACAAUCUCAUGUAAAGUCUAAAGAUGGUGUUACUGGUCAAUUAUUCGAAGUUGGUGGUGGAUGGUGUGGUCAAACAAGAUGGGAAAGAAGUUCAGGUUAUGUAGCAUUGAGUAGUGAAGUUACUCCAGAAAUGAUUAAAGAAAAUUGGUCAGAAAUUACAAAAUUUUCAAAUGGUAAAUCCAUUCAUCCUCAAUCCACUAAUGAAUCCUCAAUGGCCAUCUUACAAAGAGUACAAAGAGCUAUUGCCACACAAGGUUCUUCCUCUUCUUCUUCCACCUCUGGUAAAAAUGACGUUUCUUUUAACGAACCUGGUGGAUUCACUUACAAAGACAAGGAUUGUAUCUUGUACAAUCUAGGUUUAGGUGCUAAGAGUAAUGAAUUACAAUAUGUGUAUGAAAAUGACUCCAAGUUUCAAGUGUUACCAACUUAUGCUGUUAUUCCAUAUAUGCAAUCUACAAUGACAUUGGAUAUGGAAUCCUUAGUUGAUAAUUUUAAUUAUGCUAUGUUGUUACAUGGAGAACAAUAUUUCAAAUUGGGGUCAACCAAGCUACCAACAAAAGGUCAAUUAAAAACAGUUGCUAAACCAUUACAAGUGGUUGGAAAGGGAGAUAAAGCUGCCAUUAUUGUUGGUGGGUUUGAAACUUAUGAUGUUAAGACCAAAAAAUUGUUUGCUUACAAUGAAGGAACUUUUUUCAUUAGAGGUGCUAAAGUUCCAUCUUCAAAACAAGUUAUGAACAAGAGAGCACCCUUUGCAACUCAAAAUUUUAAGGCACCAACCACUACAACACCUGAUUUUGAAACUGAUGUUAGCACCGAUAAGGAUCAAGCAGCGUUGUAUAGACUCUCUGGUGAUUUUAACCCAUUACACAUCGACCCCGUUGUAGCUAAAUCUGUAAGAUUCCCUAAACCUAUCCUACAUGGCUUAUGCACUAUGGGUAUUGCAGGUAAAGCACUUUAUGAGAAAUAUGGUCCUUAUGAUGAAAUGAAGGUCCGUUUCACCAACGUUAUGUUCCCUGGUAAUAAGUUGAAAGUCAGAGCUUGGAAGAAUGGAAACAUCGUUGUAUUCCAGGCUGUUGACUUGGACAGAGAUGUCGUUGUCUUAGACAACUGUGCAUUGAAAUUGAUUGACAAAGCCAAAUUAUAA
Maudiozyma barnettii is the source of this 2757-nucleotide messenger RNA. It is a transcript of the gene FOX2, whose product is annotated as bifunctional hydroxyacyl-CoA dehydrogenase/enoyl-CoA hydratase FOX2. The record is from RefSeq and is a predicted model, not a curated record. The transcript has a single exon. Gene Ontology annotation, molecular function: oxidoreductase activity. NCBI's taxonomy places the organism in Eukaryota, Fungi, Ascomycota, Saccharomycetes, Saccharomycetales, Saccharomycetaceae. Bases 1 to 2757 code for a protein of 918 amino acids.